UCAUGAAUAGUUUUCUCUAAGUCAUUUAACCAGGCAAAAGAACAAAUUUUAUCAGUUGAUAUACAUGUACAUUUAGAUAAAGAUUUUUUUACUAUGACUUUUUUUAUUGAAGGGAAUUAUAUUUUUCAAUGAUUCUAUGCGGAUAAUUAUACAAAUUAAUUAGUGUUUGAGGAUAAUUAUUAUAGAGAAUUUUCAACAGGAUCUUCAAGGGUUUUCUUGAACACAGAUGUCUGCCUCCUAUUUGCUAACAUACCAGUAGAAGUUAGUUUUAAUUUGGUGAAACAAUGACAUCUUUCACUAAAAUUGGAAAAGAAAACAAUGGCUGUUGCCAAGAUGGAAAAGUUCGUAAUCAGUUAUGGAAAUCAGAUCAUGGGGACACUAUUUGUUGGAAGAAUUUGAUGCAACGUUUCCGGGAGGAGUGCUCAGAGAAAGUGCGUACAGACAUUGAAGACUAUUUCGACUCAUUCAUAUCCAAUGUGGAGAUCAUCAGUCAGGCGGAACAUGUCGACAACAUUAAAUCUUCCCUUAACUCUGCUCAAUGUCAUGCCAACUGGAAACAUGUUAAGCGUAAAGACAGAGUAAUGAACACAUUUCCCAAUAUGGGCGGAGAAAAUCGUAAGAAGGAGAAAGGCGACCUCCCAGACAAAGAGUUUGUCACGAGGAAUUCUGUACUCACGGACCUGUUCGAGAUCAGCCACAUCCGCAGCAUCUACCACAUGUUCAUUGCCACUCUCAUCAUCUUCUCCAUCAACACUCUCUUCAUGGACAUUGUCGAGAAACAAUCACUGGGCCUGGAUUUUGGGUUAAUCCAGUGGGGCCUCGGUAAGUCCCCGAAGGUUGUAUCUUGCUGGCUAUGGAUGCAGUGUGCCACCCUGGUUGUCGUCUACCCGGGAUUCUAUUGCUGGAGUUAUUACCGCACAGAGGGAAAACCUGGAAUCUUCGACUACCUCGGCCUACUGGUGUACAUGUUGUAUCAGGGUGCAUUCCUCAUAUUGCCAGUAUGGUUCAUCAUUGAACAAGAAAUGCCUCCAGCAUCAGCAGUCAUUAUUGCUACAGAACAGAUUCGCUUUUUGAUGAAAUCGCAUGCAUUUGUGAGAGAAAACUUUCCCAAGGUGCUAUUGUUCCGCAAAGAAGACAGCAAGGAUCAUGAACAGAGUGACAUGUGCCCUGGUUUCUCCAAGUACUUGUACUUCUUGUUUGCCCCCACACUCGUAUACAGAGACAACUACCCCAGAACUGCCAAUAUCCGCUGGAGCUACGUAGUCAGUAACUUUGGCCAGGUGCUAGCCUGCCUGCUGUACACAUACUAUAUCUUUGAGAGAUUCUGUGUGCCAGUGUUCCACAAUUUCAACCAGGAUCAUGUCUCCGCCCGGCUCUUCCUCACUUCCAUGUUCAACUGCAUGCUGCCGGGAACUCUCGUUCUACUGAUAGGUUUCUUUGCUAUACUUCACUCCUGGUUGAAUGCUUUUGCUGAGAUGCUGAGAUUUGCGGACAGAAUGUUUUAUAAGGACUGGUGGAACAUGACCUCGUUUGCGAGUUACUACCGUACCUGGAACAUUGUGGUUCAUGACUGGCUUUAUACCUACGUGUAUAGAGAUUGCUGCAAGUUAUUCGGUCCCAAGCAGAGGGGUCUAUCCAUGGCAUCGGUGUUCCUGCUGUCCGCGGUGUUUCAUGAAUAUGUUCUCAUUAUGGCGCUGGGGUUUUUCUACCCUGUGCUGUUUGUCAUGUUCAUGGGGGCAGGAUUUGGGUUUAUCUUUGUGAAGGGUACAUCUCGUAGCUGGAACGUUUUCCUUUGGUUAGCCCUGCUGAUGGGAAUGGGUAUUCUGCUCUGUCUCUACACCAUCGAGUGGUACGCCAGGCAAAACUGCAAACAGUUCUCAGAUGAUUUCCUUGACAUCCUGAUACCUCGAUCCUGGACGUGUAAUGGUUUGAAUGGCUCAGCCUCUUGAGCCUACAUUACAGCAGGGCCGCCACUGGGAACAUACUUGUAUAUAAGUUCAUAGGAAAUGCUAUAUUUUGGAACAAAUAUAUUUUUAUGAACAAAUUCUUGAAAUGUAUGGUAAACCAUGUAUAUUUGUGCCUUCAUCAUUUUAAAUAUGUAAGAAGUGAAAUGACAUGACACAUUGAAGCCAAAUUUUUUUUUUCUUCUCAAUUCUAUAUUUCUAGAAUGAACAUGUGAUAUUGUAUCAGAAUUUGUGCCGUCAUAGUUUGUAGUGUUUUUUCUUUGGAUUUCUGUUUUUUGUUAAUUGCUUUUUAUAGAAAUAAUUUAUUUUAUUCACUACAAAUUAUUGUGCCAUUGGACAAAGUCUUAUUUCAUGUAGUUGUUUUUCCAUCACAAUGAACAAAAUUGUAUAAGUUUCCAAACAGAAGAAAGUAAAGAUUUUUUAGUAUUGAUGAUUAAGUAUUAGAGUUUUCAGGAGAAAACUAAUAAAUUGUAUGCAGUAGAAUUGCUAUACUUUAAAUAUGUUUCUAUGUAUGUAUGUAUGUAUGUAUGUAUGUAUAUAUGUAACAUAUUUUUCUCAAUAAGGAACUAUUUUAUUGUUCAAGAGUAUACUUAAAGGCCUCUGUUACUUAUUUCAUUUGCAUUAUGAUUGUUGAAUGCUGUAUAUACAGGAUCUGUCACGAGUCAUCAUAUGAUACACAAUUUAAUUCAACUAGUUUAGGAAAUUUGUAAGUAGGCAGGGGUUUGGCACUCUGAAUACAUUUGGGGAAUAUCUGAUUACGAGUGUUAUAAAGAAACUAUGUGAUGGUUAUAUUAAACCAGAAACAAGGUAAGCAUGUGAUAAAUAUUUUCCUGCCACAAUUAUUUUUAAAAGUUUUUGCUUGCUCAGAAUUUGAAAUAAUAUUAAAAAAUCACUGUUUUAGGAUCUGAUGUAAAAUUAUUUGAAAUGUUGAUGCCUGGUGCCACCAUGUUAAUUUGGUAUCAAAUGAAAUCAGUAGUCAUGGCUCUUUCCAUACAGAAAGAGCUUGCGGAUAAAUUACAAUAUAUUCACUUAUGUGUAUGGAACUUAAUGAAUGUGUUAUUGACAUAUUUGCACAAUUCUGUGAUUACACCCACUGCUCUCGCGAUUGAAAUUGUACAACUCCAAAUUUGUGUUGGUGUAUAAUAAUGAGUGGAGUAUCUAUUCCGUGUUCAUGUAUAUUUGUAUGUAUAAAUAUGUUGUUUUUCUUAAUAGUUAUGUUUAAUCUUCUUAUAGAAAAAUCAUGUAUAUACAUUAUUUGGCAUUUUGGCAUUUUGGGCAUUUUGUUUAAGCAAUUUUUGCCUUUUCAAGGGUUGUUCUUAAAAUUUGUGGACAUUAGCAAAUCACAUCGAGUAUUAAUGUAAAUAAUAUAACAUAUACAAUAUGUCAUUCAAUAUUUUAUGAAGAAGUAUUGAAAAUGUCAUUCAAAAAUACUGAUUGGAAGCCUUUUUGUGUGUAGUUUUAACAACCACCCCUUACGGCACGGAGCACUUUGAGAUGUCAUGGUGUCAAGAAAUAUGAAAAAGGGAUUUUAUGUCAAGACUUUAACCUGCCGGUAUUUUUGCUGUGUUUUGUCUUAUUGUGUUCGUAUUCAUAAUUUUUAUUAUAAAACUAUGAAGAUAAAUUAACUGUAAAUAGGACCAUCUAUAUGUUGCGUUUUUCUUCCAAAUUUUUCUCAUGUACUAUAUAAGUUAAAUUGUGGUUGCUCACUACCUCUAAGACACAUUUGAACGCAGUUUCAAGGUCAGAAACAUUUUGUUUUUAGCCAUGAUUGGGUGAAAUUUGUACCGACUUUAGUCACAUAUGCAUAUUCCUAUCAAGUGUAAAGAUGAUAAAGUGUAAGGAUUCAAUGCCAAAAAAAUUGCAAAAAGGAUUUUUGCUCUGUGUUUGCAUCAAUGUCAAGUUUUUAGAUAUUGCUAUUUUCGACGAGUUUCUCACUCCUCAGAGUUCUAAUAAUGUUUAUGAUCAUUUUUUGUGCAAUGUUUUAAGAGUUAUUCAGGUUAUUUAGGAUCAAAUUUUAUGUUGAGUUAUGUCUCAUAUUAUUUUUGUAUUAAGCAAACUGUGUUUAAAGUAUUUUAUUACCCAAAAUUUUUUGAAAGAGCUGCGUGUUCCAUACCCUUAGGUUCCUACACAACAAUUGGUGUCAUUUUGAAAAGUUAAAUCAACAUUACAUUACUACAUGUAUAUUGAUAUUGAAAAAAAUACCAAUUUUGUCCAUAUACUUUAAGAAAAGCCCUUGUACAUGUACAUUAUUUGUUAAAUGAUCUCUUGAUGUUUUUAUCAUGUAUCAUAGGUGCUCAAAUGCAGUUAAAAUAACUGAUUAUGAACAUCUACUCUAGAAACACAAUUUUAAUAUGGCCUCAUAUUCAUACUUUUUUAUAUAAACAUUUCGUGACAUACGACCAUUUGUCUUAGAGUAAUGUGCAUAUCUUUAAUGAUCUUUUGGCUUAUCUCAAUUUCAUUGACCCAAGCCAACAAUUUUGUGGCAAAUAACAAUUUCUUACCUUGAUAUAAUCUUAAAACAUAAAUUUUUUGUGUCAAAAAUAUAAAAUCAGAAAAACGUUUAUAAUGAUUUUCAUUAUGAUAAUAUCUGGUGUCAAGGCGGAGUGCAGGUGUAGUGAACACUUCAGUGAUAGCUGUAGUAUUCCUCCACAUCAGAAUGGUAGUUGUCUCAAAUAACAGAUAACAAUGUUUUGUCACUUUUAUGACUAGUCACACUCCUGUUACAACUAGUACUGAUAUGUUUCAAUGCAAUCUUAGGUUUAUAAAAGGCUUCAAUCUCAGGAGUUUAAAGAGGGCAUAUGAACCCCCCAAUGUCAGGGAUCUUGUUUGUUUCAUAAACAUGUACAUGUAGAAAUCUUGUUCACAAAAUGUAAAAAUGUAAAUAAAUAUUUUUUUCAUUGAAAAUAUCUAUACACUGCAUUUUGUUUAUGGAGUCUAAGAUGUGUUAUAUUUUAUAAAAUGCCAAGACUUGUGCAAUAAAUUUCUUUCUUUCAGAAAAAAA
This is a messenger RNA of Mya arenaria, 4965 nucleotides long. Its product is annotated as sterol O-acyltransferase 1-like. Bases 285 to 1949 code for a protein of 554 amino acids. Gene Ontology annotation, cellular component: endoplasmic reticulum membrane. Lineage: Eukaryota; Metazoa; Mollusca; Bivalvia; Myida; Myidae. The record is from RefSeq and is a predicted model, not a curated record. The transcript is spliced from 16 exons. Gene Ontology annotation, biological process: cholesterol metabolic process.